AUGACUUCUCGGGACGCGAACAUCGACGGUGAAGACCUCACUGUACACGCAUGCUGCGCGCCCAUCCAGAACCUGGCUCGACCUAUUGAUUUCAGUGAACUAGAGUACGUGACACCGGAAUGUUUGCCUUACACAGGAUCCGGACCAGUCUCAUAUGAUAUCUGCAGUGACGAAGACGAGCGACCUUUCUUUCACUGGCCCAUCUUUGGCCCGCUGUUGGUUGAGAACGAAAGCAGUGAUGCGCGUGACCAUUGCGCCAACGAGAGAACGUUUCUCUCGUAUCUUCGCCUGUCGGUUUAUAUGGCUAUCGUAUCGGUAGCCAUCACGUUGUCUUUCCAUCUCAAGAAUGAGGCUUCACCAUUAGAACUACGCAUGGCGAAGCCGCUCGGCACGAUAUUCUGGGCUCUUUCCGUCAUGACCCUCGUUGCGGGAAUGGCAAACUAUAUAAGAACGGUCAACAAGUACAGCAAACGAGCUGCCAUUGUACAAAUUGGUUGGAAGACACAUGCAGUAUUCAGUCUCACAGCAGUAUCCAUCAUAGGAACAUGUAUUAUCCUGCUGGUUAUCGCCAAGGUCCGGGACUCAUCAUCCAACUCUUAA
Messenger RNA from Fusarium venenatum, 600 nucleotides. Lineage: Eukaryota; Fungi; Ascomycota; Sordariomycetes; Hypocreales; Nectriaceae. The record is from RefSeq and is a predicted model, not a curated record.